GGAUUAAACCUUUCAUUUUAUGAAACUAAAUAUCUUUAGGAAUUUGUAAGAGAAAAAGAAUGGGACCAAAUUUUCAAGUUUUGAUUAUAGUUGGCACCAUAAUAUGUUUUUCCUUCAUUUCGUAUGCUAGGCCUGGAGAAUGGAAAAAUGGGACUGCCACCUUCUACAAACGUCCUUAUGUUCCCUCUGCGUGUAACGGAUAUAAAGAUGAUGGUCAUUUUAUAGCCGGAGCAAGUGAUGAAAUAUGGGAGAAUGGGAGAGCAUGUGGGAAGUAUUACCUUGUAAAGUGUAUUGGUGCCACAAACCUAGCACCACAACCUUGUAAGGUAGACUUCGUUACGAUUAAAAUUGUCGAUUAUUGUCCACCAGGAUGUCGCGGAACCAUCAAUCUUUCCGAAGAUACUUUCUCUAUAAUUGCCCAUCCCACUGCUGGAAGAAUUAAGAUUGAAUAUUAUGAGUUUUAAGGUGAGAAGAUCUACUAAGGGCAAGUUAUGAUGAUAGUGAAAAUACAUGUACAUCAGGAAAAACUUGUUCAUAAAAGUUGCCAAUUUGAUGAAACAAUAUAUAUGUGAUACGUAUUGAUUGGUGGAAUAAAG
This is a messenger RNA of Alnus glutinosa, 596 nucleotides long. RefSeq names its product EG45-like domain containing protein. NCBI's taxonomy places the organism in Eukaryota, Viridiplantae, Streptophyta, Magnoliopsida, Fagales, Betulaceae. The transcript is spliced from 3 exons. Gene Ontology annotation, cellular component: apoplast; cell wall. Gene Ontology annotation, biological process: systemic acquired resistance. Bases 60 to 464 code for a protein of 134 amino acids. The record is from RefSeq and is a predicted model, not a curated record.